CACGCGCGCGAGUUUCUGGCAAAAAGCAGGCGAGCCCGGGCCGGCGCGGGGCCUUGUGGGAGGGCUUAAGGAAGUAAAAUGGCGGACCUGGCGAACGAAGAAAAACCUGCCAUUGCUCCGCCAGUCUUUGUGUUUCAGAAGGAGAAAGGACAAAAGUCCUCUGCAGAGCAAAAAGACUUGUCGGAUUCGGGAGAGGAGCCUCGGGGGGAGGCUGAGGCCCCCCACCAUGGCACGGGUCACCCCGAGUCAGCUGGUGAGCAUGCCCUAGAGCCUCCUGCCCCCGCUAGCGCCUCAGCCAGCACUCCUGAAGCCCAGCUAACUCCUUUCCCGCGAGCACUGGCAGGGAGGCCAGCUGGAGGCUCCAGCCCUGAAGGUGGAGAAGAUUCUGACCGAGAAGAUGGAAAUUACUGCCCCCCCGUCAAGCGAGAAAGAACAUCUUCUUUAACCCAGUUCCCACCGUCACAGUCAGUAUCAAAAAACAAUGUUUUUAUGCCAUCAACCUUCUGCGAGCCGUCUGCAGGCAAUUCUGACUCAGAACCAGAGGAAAAGAGCAGCGGGUUCCGGUUGAAGCCGCCAACGUUGAUCCACGGCCAGGCGCCCAGUGCAGGUCUGCCGAGCCAGAAGCCCAAGGAGCAGCAGCGGACUGUGCUUCGCCCGGCAGUGCUGCAGGCCCCGCAGCCGAAGGCUCUGCCACAGACGGUCCCCAGCAGCGGCACCAACGGGCUCAGCACCCCGGCGGACUGCACGGGGGCCGCGGCGGCCCCCUCGCCCGACACCCCCGCACGGAGGAGUCCUGACGAGGCGCCAGCCCCUGAGGAGAAGGAGCCCCAGAGGAGCGAGGCUGGCCGCGCCGGGGAGGAGGACUGCGAGAGAGCGGAGCGCGCCCGGCAGGCGUUCGUGUUCGGGCAGAACCUGAGGGACAGGGUCAAGUUAAUACACGAGAACACUGAAGUCGCCGACAUGGAGAACGCCGGGCCUCCCAGCUCAGAAACGCCAACUGCGACCAACUACUUCCUGCAGUAUAUCAGCUCCAGUUUAGACAACUCGACCAACAGUGCCGACACCACCAGCAACAAGUUCGUGUUUGGCCAGAACAUGAGCGAGCGCGUGCUGAGCCCCCCCAAGUUAAAUGAAGUCAGUUCAGAUGCCAACAGGGAAAACGCAGCUGCUGAAUCCGGGUCCGAGUCCUCGUCCCAGGAGGCCACCCCCGAGAAAGCCAAUAACAUUUCAGAGUCCCUGGCCGAGUCGGCAGCCGCCUACACCAAGGCAACGGCCCGGAAGUGUUUGCUGGAGAAAGUGGAAGUCAUCACCGGGGAGGAGGCCGAGAGCAAUGUGUUACAGAUCCAGUGUAAGCUGUUUGUCUUCGACAAGACCUCGCAGUCCUGGGUGGAAAGGGGCCGGGGGCUGCUCAGACUCAACGACAUGGCCUCCACCGACGAUGGGACGCUGCAGUCCCGACUAGUGAUGCGGACCCAGGGCAGCUUACGGCUGAUCCUCAACACCAAGCUAUGGGCCCAGAUGCAGAUCGACAAGGCCAGCGAAAAGAGCAUCCGCAUCACAGCCAUGGACACUGAGGACCAGGGCGUGAAGGUCUUCCUGAUCUCAGCCAGUUCCAAGGACACGGGCCAGCUGUACGCGGCCCUGCACCACCGCAUCCUGGCGCUGCGCAGCCGCGUGGAGCAGGAGCAGGAAGCCAAGCCGCCCGCCCCCGAGCCCGGGGCAGCGCCGUCCAAUGAGGACGACAGUGACGAGGACGUCCUGGCUCCAUCAGGGGCCACCGGAGGCGGUGCCGGCGACGAAGGGGACGGGCAGACGGCCGGGAGCACAUAGCGCCAGGAGCCGGCUGCCCGCGAGCCUGCUGCUUUGUCCGUCUGUCCGCCCGCCCGCCCGCCGGCAGUGUUGAGGCGUGGGGCGCGGGAACCACACUCCCCGCUGGGUUGGCCACAGUUCGGAUCCGCAUGUCCCGUUCAGAAGCAGACUCGGGAACUGCCUGAAUGUGGUUUGGGACACGAGACCUCAUCAUAUUGAUGAGCAAAAAGAAAAACAUUUCUUCUCUCCCCUCCUUUGAAUUGAAAUGGCACAUUGAGACUUGUCACGCCUCCUCUCACUGGGACUGGGACACCUUGUUUCUUCACCCCUCCCUCCUCGUGUCCCCGGCCGCCGCCGCCUGCCCAGCCGCCGGGUCUGUCCACGCAAGUGUGAGCGCUGGGCCUGCUGGACGCUGUUAACCACCGUCUGGACCUCCCGUUUCCCACACUCUGACCUGGGGCUUACAUUCUUAGACCUUCUUCUCCCCAAGGCUUCGUGUUUGGUUUCUUAGGUUAAGACUCCCUUGGGCAUCGAUCGGGCACAGCUCCAUCCUGGCCCACCUCCUCCCCUCCCCGGGCUCCUGGCUCUGUGCUGGGGUCAGGCCCCCCUCGGUGCCCUGCCCAGGGGUGCUGAGGGCUUGGGCCCCAGACCUGGAGAGAGCUUAUCUAGAAGAGGGUCACUGGACCUGGGUGGGGACCUGUCCCCAUCUCGUCGGUCACCUGUCAUCUGGCACCCAGGCACAGACCUCUUGCCGCCGGCCAUUCCUUGCCCGGCCCUGGACCUCACCGCCCCCAAGACCAUCCAGGGCUGGGGGCCUCUGUGAGAGGCGGAGGCGGACCUUAGCAGGGCCUUUGGGGAGGGGCAGGGGACUGGUUCCCGGCAACCAGCCACCCCCCACAGGAGCAGGCGCCGUGCCCACCCCAACCCUGGAGCACAGCCAAGAGCCAGCCGGGCAUCAUGCACCUGGGAAGGCCUGUGAAGACAGUCCCUGUGCUCAGGGCUCCGAGGGAUUUCAGAGGAAACUGCCCAGCCCUGCCCUCAGAGGGGGAGAAGGCCCCGUGUCUGCCGGCCGCACGCGGGCCGCUUGUGUGCAGCCUGAGCCCCAGCCGCGGGAAGACCCCAAAGGCCCUCCCGGCAGAUCCGGUCACACUUCUCUGCUUUAAGCCUUAGCCAACUAGUGACAAGUAAAACCAGUAAUGCCCAUGUGUUUUGGAACAUUUAUGUAAGAUUGUCAUAUGAAAUGUAUUUGGGAACUACAUUAAAACUUUUAACUAAAA
This is a messenger RNA of Suricata suricatta (meerkat), 3086 nucleotides long. It is a transcript of the gene RANBP3, whose product is annotated as RAN binding protein 3. Gene Ontology annotation, molecular function: GTPase activator activity. NCBI's taxonomy places the organism in Eukaryota, Metazoa, Chordata, Mammalia, Carnivora, Herpestidae. The coding region runs from base 79 to 1830 and encodes 583 amino acids. Gene Ontology annotation, biological process: protein export from nucleus. The record is from RefSeq and is a predicted model, not a curated record. Gene Ontology annotation, cellular component: cytoplasm; nuclear pore. The transcript is spliced from 18 exons.